Molecule: messenger RNA, 3099 nt
Organism: Colletotrichum spaethianum
Lineage: Eukaryota; Fungi; Ascomycota; Sordariomycetes; Glomerellales; Glomerellaceae
Product: DNA repair protein crb2
Exons: 1
Coding region: 1-3099 (1032 amino acids)
Biological process (GO): positive regulation of transcription by RNA polymerase II; DNA damage checkpoint signaling
Cellular component (GO): nucleus
Molecular function (GO): histone binding
Source: RefSeq, a predicted model, not a curated record
AUGGACGUGUCCCAGCAAUCGCCGACUCAAGAUAAUGACGGUCGUGAUUACGAGAACUACUACGAGGGCCCUUCCUUCGUCGCGACAAGCCCGAUCUCCCAAGACCUUGCUACCGAGAACCAGACACCACGCGAUGACGACUCCGCCGUUGUCGACUUUGGCAACCUCAGCCACCUGAUGCAAACCGACACCCAAGCUGACGAAGAGCCAUCAUCCAUGCCCGACGACGCGGCCCCUAAACACAUUCGAGGAGAUUGGCGCAAUCGUACCUCGAGCUCCCAACAACAGUCCUCCGUCCAGCGCCCCGAUGUCCAGUCGCCGAUGCUGCCCGCCAACCCCCUGCCGCAGACUCCGGCGAAUCGUCAUAACCCGUUUGCCGGGAAAAAGUUGGGAGACCCUGCAUUGGCGGGAUCUCAACUAUUCGGCCAGACGCAGUUUUCGUCAGCUGUCAAGCAUUUCAGCCCUACCUCCUCGCGACCAUCUCCGAUCGUGUACGCUCAUAAUUCUAUCUCACCCAACAUCGUGGAGACCUCCCCACUCAAGAACCGGUACAACGUGACGUCACCUCCCGACCUGCUCUCUUCAAGCCCUCAAACUGUUAGAGUAGAUCAUCAGGUGCCCCACGGCCGGGCACGAAGCCCCAGCAAUUCUGGGCCGCCCGACGAUGGCACUGUGCCAGAGUCACCGCAGCUGGCCCCUGUCAAUCCAAAGGCCGGGCUCGAGCCGAUGGAGGUAUACGAGAGUAUGCUGGAUUCACAAAAGAGGAAGUCGAAGAGUACAGGAAUCAAAGGUGGUGCGUCUGGGGAUGAGUCGGACGAAGAAGCGCGAAAGAGAGAACGGCGCAGACGCGUGGAGUCUAAGAAGAAGGAAGCAGACAGAGAGCUCACCAGCAUACCCAUUCCCACUGGACGGCCAAAGUCGCGUGAAGCCGUCGAGGUCCCCUCGACCACCAAGAAACAUAGGGAUCCCCCGGCCAGGACGAUUCGAUAUCGAGCCCGGCGUAUACCAGACGAGUCGACUGCAUCGGAGGAUGAGGCUGACGAGUUCACCGUGGCCGACUCUCAAGACCAGGCGACAGCUCAGCCACCUCGUACCCGAGCCUCUCCUGACCUCGCCGACCAACCCAUCGGAUCAAAGCCAGGAUUCAUUUCUAGCAACGAUGCGGUGCCUGACAGUGCCGGCGCUACCCAGAAGUCCGUCUCUAAUGGUGCCAUACCGUGUACCGAAAGUUCUGGUAACAGCUCUCGUCCAAAAGACCUUAUACCAGAGACGAGCCCUAACAAUACUCAAUCAUGGGCCCCGCCGAAAGGCAGAGGAUCAUCGCAUGAGCCGUUGCUCGUUGAUAAUGUUGAUGCCAAGGAGGAGUCGCUCGCGCCAGCUGCCCAGUCCAAGGAAGCUGAUGCGGAUGUCGGAGCUAUGCCAGUAACUCCUCAACCAUCCCUCCCACAAGCAUCCCGUCGUUCCAGUCGCAAAUCCAAGCCGACCCUCAAAGCACAAUGUUUGAAGAAUUCGGCUCAUGCCACUGUGUCGUCAGAGCCUUGUGGAACCGACGGGACUGAGACGCCUGCUGAAGAUGUGCCGGCAACGAGCGACGUACCGGAUAAUACGGCCGCAGAGGAAGGGGACGCAGUUACGCGUGCUGAAACCGUUUUUCUUCAAAUCGAAGCUCGUGUCAUAGAUGAAGAACCGCCUCUGCCAUCUUCGCCGCCGCUGCCAAAGUCUGGCACUGAGAAUCCAGGACUUUCAGACCCGGCUCUUCGGAAGAAACCUGCAGCAGAGAAUCCUUCAACACCUGACGGUUGUAACCAGACCGCUGCACCAGAUGCUCCUGGGUCUGCAACAUCAACACUCAGUGUUCUUACGAUGACGCCCCUACAGUCGGACAAGACGUCUCCGGCGACCCAGGAAUCUGUGGAACUCCCGCGUCUUUCACCAGACAAGCCGACCCGAGGACGGCAGCCUACUGAAUCUUUGCCUAGACUUGUUACCGGUUCGCGGGUCGCAAAACCAGGCACACGGAAGCAAACUCGAAGAGCAGCUCGCCUUGACUCGGCAUCGACGGAUGAACUGACUCGCUCGCCCUCUGUUAAUGGGUUCGAAAAUAGUAUUAUCCAGCCGCCGAAGACGACAGCUCGUGGCAGCCGCCUAUCUAUGCUGUCUCAUGUCUCCAAAGAAAACAUUGGCAGACCCAGUAUAUUUGCCGGCAUGGCCUUUGCCAUUUCUUUCCAAUCCAAGAGGGGCGGCGAGAAGACCGACCACUACGAGAACCGCCUUGGCCAGACUCGUGACAUUGAGAAAAUGAUCACCCAAUCCGGCGGCCAUCUGCUGGGCAGCGGCUUUGAUGAACUCUUCGAACCCAACACCCUCGGAAGCACAGCAACGAGUCCGGUCUCCGAGGACAGGGAUGACAACCCGCUGACCCUGACUCCUUUCGCUCAAACAAUGGGAUUUACCGCCUUGAUCGCUGACGGACAUUCCCGCAAAGUCAAGUAUAUGCAAGCCCUCGCCCUUGGUUUGCCAUGCAUAUCCGAUCGAUGGGUUGUCACGUGCGUGGCGAAGGGAGCGGUGGUCGACUGGCUUCCUUACUUGCUUUGUGCAGGCCAGUCAACCUUUCUUCGCGAUGCAAUCCGUUCUCGAUACCUAGCGCCCUACUCAGCAACCGAGGCGCGGCUUGUCGAUAUUAUCGAGAGGCGAACGAAAAUGCUUGAAGGAAGCAAGAUCCUCCUCGUGAUGAAAAAGUCCAGGGCUGAGGAUAAGAAGAUGCCCUACGUUUUUCUGGCACACGUCCUGGGUGCAACUCUCUCCCGCGCCUACAAUAUGGAUGAAGCUAAGGAGACUUUGAGACAACGGGAGCUGCUUAAAGACCCCUUUGACUGGGUCUAUGUUGAUGAGCAUACCGGAUCAGAAGAGGAACUGUUCAGUUCUCAUCCUGUAUCAUCGAAGGCGCCAAAAACAUCGAAGAAGAGGAAGAGAGCCAGCUUACCUGCGGCGGACGAGGAAGCUCAGCCACCGAAGCGGAUUAGGACUCUCAGCAACGAGCUGGUCAUUCAGAGCUUGAUUCUUGGUAGGAUGAUUGAGGAGGGUGAGUUGGAAGUAUAA